GUGUGUGCCCGUGCCUGCCUUCCGGUGACGUUACGCUGUAGUACCAGCAGAGGGCGGAAGCGGAAGUGCCGAGCAGGUAGGAAACGGUGAGUCAGAGGCUGAUUGGAGGUUUGUGUAUCUGUCACAUCGUGUGUUCCAGCCAUGUAGUUGUGGUUGUGGACACAUAUGUGUGUGUGUGUUAUUUACUUAUAAUUCAUUAGAAAUGCUUUUUAUUUAACCCUAAAAUGUCUUUCUAUCUUUAUAUAAUGAUGCUUUAUUUACAUGUGCAGUGUGUACACACAGGGAGCAAAAUAAUCAGUAUUUUACAUUGGGAUUCAAGUAACAUUACCAAUACUCUAAUAACAUUACUAAUACUCUAAUAACAUUACUAUUACUCUAAUAACAUUACCAAUACUCUAAUAACAUUACUAUUACUCUAAUAACAUUACCAAUACUCUAAUAACAUUACUAAUACUCUAAUAACAUUACUAAUACUCUAAUAACAUUACUAUUACUCUAAUAACAUUACUAAUACUCUAAUAACAUUACUAUUACUCUAAUAACAUUACCAAUACUCUAAUAACAUUACUAAUACUCCAUUUACAUUACUAAUACUCUAAUAACAUUACUAAUACUCUAAUAACAUUACUAAUACUCUAAUGACAUUACUAAUACUCUAAUAACAUUACUAUUACUCUAAUAACAUUACUAAUACUCUAAUAACAUUACUAAUACUCUAAUAACAUUACUAUUACUCUAAUAACAUUACUAAUACUCUAAUAACAUUACUAAUACUCCAAUGACAUUACUAAUACUCCAAUGACAUUACUAUUACUCUAAUGACAUUACUAUUACUCUAAUGACAUUACUAUUACUCUAAUGACAUUACUAUUACUCUAAUGACAUUACUAAUACUCCAAUGACAUUACUAUUACUCUAAUAACAUUACUAAUACUCUAAUGACAUUACUAUUACUUUAAUGACAUUACUAUUACUCUAAUAACAUUACUAAUACUCUAAUGACAUUACUAUUACUCUAAUGACAUUACUAAUACUCUAAUGACAUUACUAAUACUCUAAUGACAUUAACAAUACUCCAAUUACAUUAACAAUACUCUAGCGACAUUACUAAUACUCUAGCGACAUUACUAAUACUCUAGCGACAUUACUAAUACUCUAAUGACAUUACUAUUACUCCAAUGACAUUACUAAUACUCUAAUGACAUUACUAAUACUCUAAUGACAUUACUAAUACUCUAAUGACAUUACUAAUACUCUAAUGACAUUACUAAUACUCUAAUGUCAUUAAUAAUACUCUAAUGACCUUAACAAUACUCCAAUGACAUUAACAAUACUCCAAUGACAUUAACAAUACUCUAGUGACAUUAACAAUACUCUAGUGACAUUACUAAUACUCUAGUAGUGACAUUAAUAAUACUCUAGUAGUGACAUUAAUAAUACUCUAGUAGUGACAUUAAUAAUACUAAAGUAACAUGUAUUAAUACUGCUAUUCUGUCUGAAGCAGAGCUCACAGCUGCUGCCAGACAUGGUGUUUCUAGAGGAGUGGGGCUGCAGCUCCUAGUAAUGCAUGUUGUUAUUACAGCUGUCAUUGCUUACCUGUGGCUCUACAGCUGUUGUCAGGAUCUUUUCCCUUGAUGCUCACCUUAGCUGAACCUCAGGGAAAAUAUCAUCUACACCUGGUAUAAUGUCAAAAUUCAUUCACGAUUUACUAUUGCUAUGAUUUAAGAAAUGCAUUUUCUUUAAAUCUAUAAAUAUUUUUAACCUAAAAAGUAGACGGUUAUCAGCAAUACAAAUCACGUGCACUAUAUAGGACUGGCGUGUCACAUUUAGGAACAGUCUAAAAGCCCAGGGCAAAAAUUCAGGAUGAAGAUUCCUCUUGCUCAUGUAAUUCUGUUUGCCUCCUGCAUUAAAUGCCAAAUCAUUAUUUGCCUCAAUACUCAUGAGAGUAUUAUUCUUCCACAGAGCACCUGACAUUUAUACACAUCAAAUCCAGCACCAAAUAACAUCCACAUUGCAUAAGUACCCAUCAGUUUCCUACAUGGCACAUACUGCACGUACACAACACCUUUAUCUUGCAUCCAUAUCAUGUUUAGCAAUUUACACUGACACAAACACACAAAAGACCCCCCAUCAUUUCUGAGAAUUCCAAACCCAUUGAGUAGCAUAUAGAGACCCACCUGGUUAGCCCAUCUGACUUUGGAAGUAGCACAGUGAGGGAGCUAGCUAAUUAUUAAACCACAGAUUAGCUGUCCCUGGUGUAUAAGUGUGCUUAAGCAACCUGGAACAAUGCUUGGUUGUUCCACAUUUUAUAGUGGUACUUUAAUGCAGGACAGUAUUCAGAGAACCGUUCUUAAUUUGUUUCCUACAAGGUGAUCUGAUGGCUGUUGUUGUUUUUUUUUUUAAAUAUAUGCUAAAGGUACAUAUCUAUAAGAUUAUAUUUAAUUUAAUCUUCCAAAAAGAGGGGAUUUGAAAAGGUAAAAAUUAUGUGCCAAUUUUCAUACAAGUAAUCUUACAAAUGCUACUGUUUUAUAGCUGUGUUUUUGGAAUCUUCAGUCGUUUGUCAACCAAUCCCUUGUCACAGCCCCUUAUGUAAUUGUCAUAACACAAAGCUCAGUGUGAUACCAUCCAUGUGUUAAAGUCUGUAUACCAUACACAAUUAGAAUGUGCUUUUUUUUUUUUUUUUUUUUAAAUCUUUAUUUUUCUGUGUACAGUUGUACAUGAGAGUUACAUGCAGCAUUUCAUGAGAUCAUAAGAUUGCAAAUAUUCGGCAGUAGCAAGUAUUCUCUUAGCAUGUAUGGUUAAUGUCAGGAUAUAUGGUGAAAUGCCUAUGGUGAGCACUUUUUAAUUACGUCUAUGUUUGUGAACAAACCCGGGGCUAGCUAGAUUGCAGCAGGCUAGUGUUUGGUUUGUGUUGCGCUCCUGGGGUACUACAGGCGUGGGGUGUGAAGUAAGGUCCCUUGCGGUGCAUGAGGCUGCAAUGCUGCAUAGGAGUACAAAGUGAUAAAAUACACAAGUAAUGUUAUGGCGCUGAAUUUAAAACUAUAAUCUAUACCAAUAAGCAGCACUAUAUAUCGUGAAAAAGCUAUGUAAAAACAAUGAAAAAUUUAAGUGCGCUGUGCCUUUAAGACACAAAACAGUGAAAAUAAUUUUAUGUAUGUACAUACUACCCUAUGAUUGUAUAUUUCCUUUCUCUUUUUGAGACAUAUAUUGGAGUGCUGACAGAAGUUCUAAAGCACAUUCCAUAAUUGGGAAAAGCUAAGUAUUGUAUUUUUGCACAUAAUUGGUUGCACACAGAAACAAUUUUUUGCACAUUUUGUAUGUAUAUAUGUUGAAGUGAGUUGCACAUUGAUGCACUUGAUCACUUUAUUUGCACAAUAUUGCCCAAAUUAUUUUCACUGUUUUGAGUCUUAAAGGCACAGCGCACUUUAAUUUUUCAAUGCUGCAUAGGAGUCUACACGUGUGGCCUCAGGUUGGCGUCUAUGUGCGUUGAUAGUGCCAGGGUGUGUGUACCUACUGGGUACUAUAUGCGGUGCGGUAUUCAUGUUUGUGUGGACGUUGACACGUUCGCUGUCUUGGUGGUGGUCUUGCACGCUUAGAAUUACCCCUGACCUAAGGGGUUGGCGGGGGGGGGGGGUAUUUAAGGCGCCUCUUGUUGCCAGAUUGCCUGAGUCUCAGAGGCCAAUGGCUUGUUGAGUGAGAGAGGUGUGUAAACCCCGUUAUGUUAUGUUGGGAGGGUUGUGUUACCUAUCCGAGGAGUUGGGGUAUGUUGUCUGCGUGUGCAUACAAGAAAAUAAAAUAAAAGUAAACGGUAAAUAAGAAAAAAAAAAUAUAUAUAUAUAUAUAUAUAUAUAUAUCUCAAAUAAAAACUGAACAUGAGAAACUCUUAAUUGGUUUGGAUAAAAGUCCGAGCAGGUAGUUGGUCGAUGUGGUGUUCGAUAGCCAGAUGGUUGCUCAGAGGUAAGGCUGGCUCAGUCCCAUAGUUGGGUCAGAUAUUUGGGCGCUCAGGGUAAUUCGCCAGUUGUCCGUUUGAAGUGCUGGGUGUUGGGUCCCAGGCUACAGUUUGGUUGUCCUCUAUAUUAGGUGGUUGACUCGGUUGUAGUCCCAUUGCAGACAGGAAGGCUGGGGCUCCCAAGGGGGGGAGGUAAGACUGUGUGUGGUCCCCGCAUGAUGAACGAGUAAGGAGCCGGUGUUACCCCAUCUGUAUGGUAUGUUUGCUUUGCGUUGGGUGGACGUUACUUGGCCAAAGGAUUUACGUCUAAGUAACGUGGCUUUGGUGAGGUCUUGAAAAAAUAGUAACUUUGCAUCCUCAAAUUCUAGCGGCGUUUUGCCUUUCAGGGCAGUCAUUAUUUGAAUCUUAUCAUGUAUGGCGACAAAUCGCAGGAUGACAUCUCUGGGGGUGUCCUGUGCCGUGCAGGCUGAGCCUGUUACGCGGUACAUACCGUCCAGUUUGAUUUUCUUAGCUAUUGGUUGUGGCAGGAUUGUAGACGAGAGACGUCGUGUGUAGUGCGGCAGUUCUUCAGUGGUGAUGGUGUUGGGUAUGCCGCGUAUCUUUACAUGUGUUCGGCGUUGCUUGUCUUCAAGGGACAUUAUUUGGGUUGCUAGGACACGUUGUUCCAUAUGCAGCUGUUGGACUGAGUCUUUCAGGGUGGUCAUAGUGGUAUGGACUCCUGCUAUGUCCCUUUCUGCAUGUUUAAUGCGGUCUGUGACUUGUUGCAUGUCCCUUUUAAUCAGGGCCACAUCUGCAGCCAGCAGCUUCUGUAUGUCUGCCAGGAGGGCUUUCAGAUCCCCUUUAGUAGUGGGGGCUGAGUCCUCUGGCGAGGCUGGGAGUGAUGUGGGUCCCACCUGGGGGGUUUGUGUGGGGGGGGUCUCCUCUCCCUCUGUCUCCGGGACGGGGGCCAUGUUUGGCGGGGGAUCCGCAUAUUCUGGCGCGGUCUGCGCUGGUCGAAGCAGCAUUUCCCCUAUGUCCCUACCUUGGGCAUGAUUCCCAGCCGUGGGUUUAGGGGUGCGUCGGCCCAUGGUUGCGUCCUGCAGGGGGUAGGCUGGGUGAUCGCGACCUGCUCCCCAUCCGUCGAGUGCCUCUAGGCUGAGGGUUGGUGUGGCGCAGUAGGCCGCGGUUUUGCGCCGCUGCCUGGGUUGCCUGGCGGCUUGAAAAAAAGGCACCAAUCUACUCGCCCUGACACCGUGGUGCUUUAUAUGCCCUUGAUUUUGGCGGAUGGCCCCUGUGUAGGGAGAUUUUUGCAAGUUUGUGGUCGGCAAUCCGGGAGCUGUGUAAGAUAGCGUCUGUACAGGUUGGUCGUCAGGCUCCGCCCCCCUAGAAUGUGCUUUUUGUACCACUCCACUUUGUUAUACAUAAGACUGACACGUUUAACCCCUUAAGGACCAAACUUCUGGAAUAAAAGGGAAUCAUGACAUGUCACAUAUGUCAUGGGUCCUUAAGGGGUUAAAGGGACACUAUAUGCAUUCAGACCACUUAAUAUCAUUGAAGUGGUGUGGGUGCCUUGUCUGUGUCCCCUUAAUCCUGGGGGGGGGGGAAAGGGCUAGUGCUAGAAAUACAGAUUUCCUAAAACUAUAGAUUUCCUUUACGCUACUAAGCACUGCCAGAGCCUUAAAGGUAGACUCUAUGAAACUUCAAACGAAAGUGUCCUGGGCCAACAUUCAGAGAGCACAUACCACCAGACUAGAAAUAUUCUGCCCAUUCUAGUCAACACGUAACAUAGUUUCCAUUACCUGCAUGUUAUAUUAUCGUUUUCUGGUUGCAUUUUAUGCCUUGAUUUAUAUACUUGAACCCCAGGACAUACUUGAAAAGGAGAGAAAUCUCAAUGUAUCUUUCCUGGUAAAAUAUUUUAUAAACAAAUAAAUGUGAUUUGCUCUUGAAACUUGACAGAAUCUUUCCAGUCCUGGUCAUAAAUGGAACAGACAGUGGAAUAAAAUGACGGACCAAGAAAACAAUAACAGCUUUUCUGCCAAUCCUUUUGCUGCUCUCUUUGGUUCUGUAGCAGAGGCACAGCAGUUUGUGGCUGGACAGAAAGUGCAGCUUCAACAGAAGACCGGUGAGAUUAGGAGACAAGGAAAAUAAAAUACAUAAUGCUUGUGUGGAUCUUCUUGUCAAGGUGAACUAGUAUGUUAAAGUGUUUCUGUCACCAAAGACUUAUUUAUGAGAAUUUGAAAACCAUCAUAUAUUUAUAUACUGCACUGAAAUCAAACGAUAUCAUAAGACAUAGCAGGGACCAAGUUGACAAAAGGUUGGAUCUCCUGCCAUUAUGUUUUGUGAGUUCCCACAGUUGGUGCUAGGCAUGGUCUCACUCAUCGCAAGACAUGAUCUAUGGAGGCUCCUGCGUGAUCCUCCAUAGAGAUCAGUAAGCUUGUGCAAAAAUUCAAAUUUUUGCACAAGUUUAGAGAUCACUGACUUGCUCCCUCCAUGCAACCAUCAAUAAGCAUAUUUUGCAAAAACCCCACCAAAGGUGACAGAGCUGCUUUAAUGAUUGUGUUCUUACCACCAUUACUGGUUACCUAAAAUAUAAAAUAGGGAAAAUUAGAUUACCCAUGAGUGCACCUUUGGGUAUCUUGGAACAAAGGAGCCUAAGUGACCUGGAAGUGCACUGGAGUUAUUUUCUUAUUUUAUUUUUUUUUACAGCAAUUCAAGCUGCUGUCAGAAGUGAGGUUGUUGUAGGACAGGGAUAGGCCACCUUUGGCGCCCCAGAUGUUGUGGACUACAAUUCCCUUGAUGCUUUGCCAGCAUUAUGACUGUAAGAGCAUGAGAGAUGAAGUCCAAAACACCUGGUGUUGGGUACUCUCUGCACCGUCGACUUUACAAUCAUGCACAGUUGUGAUAGUACUUAGGCAAUCCUAGUUCUUCUUCAAUUUGUUCUUGAAACUUGAUUACUUUCUAUGGUAAGGAUAGAAGUAUAAACACAUACAAUUUUACUUGAAGGGACACUCCAGGCACCCACCUGUAGGUUAGGUUACAGUUAUAUUUAUAUUGGGUAAUUCUAAAUAAUAAUUUUUGCUUUAUAAGCCCAUCCAUUCUGCCCCUGCUUCCCAACCUCCUGUGUUUGCAUUCUUACUCCAAAUGUACAGGUUUAUAUGAUGUUAUGAUUUUUUACCGACAGGCAUUCCUUUAGUUAUGUGCUUGUCGGUGUAAUGAAAAGGUAAAUGAUCAUUUUGGUGAGAGAUUAAUGCACAAGUGUACAGUCUAAGAAUUAGAAGUUACACUAGAUGUGAGUUUUGUUUCUGUUUUUUUAAUUUGUGUCUCUAUCUUUCACGUUUUUCUAUAUAAUGCAUAAACAGAUAUUAUGUUUGCUAGAGCAGGGCUUAAUAUUUCAAGUUGUACACUGAUAGCCAGGCCUUAAAUGUUACUUGCCAUAGCAAGCCUGGAGGGUUCAUGACACACUCUGGGUCUAUUUAUAUUUGCCAGGGCUAUAUUUAUUUUUUUUACUAGCCAAUGGGAAGUUGAAAUUUUGAGUCCUGAUCUUGAAUAUACCUUUAAUAACCCAGCUUCAAUCUUUAGUGUUUCCAAUCCUUUCCUCAGUGUAACUAGAAAAUGUCUACUUUACCAGGUGAGGAUGGAGAGGACAGCCAGGAUGAAUCUGACAAUAGCGUAUCAGAAAGCUUGGAUGACUGUGACGACUCCAUUGCAGAAAUCAGUCGCUCGUUCCGCUCACAGCAGGAGAUAUGUGAGCAGCUCAACAUCAACCACAUGAUUCAGAGGAUCUUUCUCAUCACUCUGGACAACAGUAAGUACCUGUCCAGUUAUCCAGUCUUGUUGUUAGGGACUUGAAAUGUCUGCAAUCUACCCAUGUUGGAUUUAAAAAGAUAUAUGUAAAUAAAUAACAGAUAUUAGUUAGUAAGAUAUUAACAUCUUCAUUUACCCCUCUGUGAUUAAGAAUUGAGUGUGUGCUUUUUAAAAUGCUUUCUAAAAGAUCAAUACAAGACUCGCAUAAAUGAGUUUCAUGCAAUAAAUCCGCAUCUUACUGGUGUUGUCUGCUUUGCCCUUCAAGUAGCUGAGGAAUUUUAGCCCCCAGUCCCACCGAGAGAAAAGCACUGCACUUAAGGCAUAUAUUGACACUUAGGCUGGCUAAGGUCGGUGACCAGAAUUCUUUUUGGUCCUAGUAAUUAGGUCUGCCAUUACUCAUCAAGGCCACCCUACUCUUGCAUAGAACGUAGUAUGGCUUUUCAGUCCCACUAAUUUCCUGUUAUGUAAUAUCCCAAUGCCGAUCCACUACGAACUUUAGUUACAUAUUUUUGUUAUAAUGGGGUAGGUGGAUUUGGGGUGAUUGAUGUAAAGCUGCUGUCAGUGAUGCAUAGAAGAAGUGCUACCGCAUGCUUUUGAAGCGGACUGCAUUUUUCAGGAAUAAUUUAUUUCAUUUCUGGGGCACAACUCUGUAUCAGGAUACAAUUAAAGGGCUGGAGAUUUUACAAUGUAUUCUUCCGUAUGCAGAGCUUUCCCCAUAGAAAUGAUUGCGAGCCACUAACCUUUUUGCAGAGCAGCCAGUACUGUGUAUGUCUAAAAGCACCCCAUUAAAUCCUAAUGGGAAAUGCUACUUGUGAGCAUCAUACCUCUUUUCACUGCGCACCACAAGUGAAUUAUAGGGUUUGUGUCAGAAGCAUCACGGGCCUGUAACUCCCACAAAUUGCAACCAUCGUAGUGAAAUAAUGGAAAAUGUGACUGCUCCACCAGAAUCACUAUAUCUCCAGUGAAAAGUAGGGGGGGAAGGAGUGGACCAGUGUGAUUUAGUAAAACUUGUGUCCUUCUGGUUCUCAGCACUGCACAUGACCCUAUAGUUUAUGUGGUAUUUGCUGUGGAUAAUAUUGUAUUGAAAAUUAAACAUCCAGACCAGAGUGUAUCUCUAUACCUUCCUACGGACAGCACAUGAGGAGUGCUCGUGUAGAAAGAGUAACAAUGGCUGCCUGUAGGUUAUCCUUUAUCUGUAGAAUUUCUGGUUACUAAUAUUGGAGGUAUUGCUGCAGGAGAAUGCAUCACAGGUAAUAACCACACCAACUGAUUAUUGGCUUUUGAAGUUGUGUGUUCCAUUUUGUUACAGGUGACCCCAGUAUGAAGAGUGGGAAUGGUAUUCCUUUGCGCUGUGUUUAUCUUGAGGAUCUUGGGUCUGAGCUAGAUGGACAGGACUGGUUAGACAUGGACAACGUGGAACAGGUAUCAGUCUUACAUCAGUGUAGAAUCAGUUACUAGUCUGACAUGGCACCUUUGCCCUGAGCGCUUUACAAAAGAUAUACGAAGCAAACAUUGACCGGGAGAAUAAGUAUUAGAAUCAAGUGAAAUCUGCCUUAAAUAAGUAAUGGCCACUGUAAUGUGGAGUGAACACAAGGGUAAUUGCUAAGAGGACCUAGGAAAUGGCCUGAAGAUGAGACUGCCGAGAAGCAAGUACAAUGUCGUAAGAUGCCUUGGAAAGUAAGGGGAGUUUUGGUAAGAAAGGAGAGUGAACUAAAGAGAUGAAGGAACGCUUUUGAGGUAAGAUGGGGUUUUAGACAUAUUGCAACAUGGGCAGGCUUGUGGCAGAAGAUGAUUGAGGGAAGAUGGGGAGAUGUAAGUUUAUGGAUGGAUUUCUAGACGACAAAAUAAGAAUACCAAACAUUGGCAGAUUGGAAACCAGGGUACACAUGUAAACAUUAGGAGUAUUACAUGUAUAGGUCGAAGCAUGUUCUGCAGAAAUGCAAUAGAAGGGUGAAGGAAUUUGUUGUAAUCAAGCUGGGUAAAAUUAUUGCGUAGAUGAAUUCUGUGAAUUUUUAAUUUGAGUGUGAUGGUUAAAACUGCGGGUGGUAAGAAAAGACAUAUAGCUAAGGUGGAAUAAAAAAGAAAUGUGAAUUAUAAUGGAGAAAUACGUUUUGCAAAUAAGAAAAGUACUUCAGCUUUGCCAACUUUAUGUGAAGAUGUAAACGUGUCCAGAGGACAGGAAAACUGAAGGAGUGGACAGAAGUCAUGAUGAAAUCAGCUAAUUAAUAUUCUUUCUGUACCCUGUUCCAAAAUGUCAGUAAAACUAAACGUUUUUCUUUUAUGGAUUUGCUUCACAUUAGAAAACACACUUUUUUUUUUUUAUUAGGACAUGUAAGAAGAUGGUAAUAUCCAGUCUCAAAGUUUAGGUUUUAUUAAAUUAAAUGGUAAUCUGUAACGGUCUUCGGGUCCAGCACACUUUGUAUUGUACAGUUCCUAUGUUCUUGUUUUAAUACUCACUCUUUCUUUCAGGCCUUAUUUACUCGGCUUCUUCUUCAGGAACCAGGGAAGUACCUCAUAUGCAUGACAUCCUCAGUAGCCCCUAACCUUUCUGCAGACAGAGAUGCUGGAGAGGAACACAUUAUCCCAUUUCUGUUCUCUUGCUUCCAAAGAGCCAAGAAAGAGGUGAGAGCCAAAGCCAGUACUUGGUUGAAUUGUAUCACCUAUUUCACUCCUGUUUUGAAAUUUGCAAUGAGCUUCAUCCCUACCAGUGGCUAACUGCAAUUGUUUCUGUACCUGUAGGUCACAAAAGUGCCUGAAAAUCUUCUACCAUAUGCUGUUCGCUGCAAGGCUCUAACAGUUUCCAAUUCCCGCACUGUUCUACUAACGCCAGAAAUCUACCAAGGACAGGAUGUUCCAGCCCAGUUGGUGGACCUGAUGUUGGAAGGACUCAGAGGGGCAUGUAAGUUCCACCCAUCUUAUACGACUAUUGAGAAGAUUAACCUGAUUCUCUAUACCUUGACUUAUUUCUGUUUUUUUUUUUGUUUUUUUUUUGUACUUUAUUAAAUAAUAAAGUACACAUUUGUGAUAGGUUUGGCUGGCGUUGUUUUACUAAGAGCAGGAGUAGAUGGAGCGUUGUAUGCCCCCCUUUAUUAAAAAUGUAUCAGUCACUUUUACAAGGGGCCAAACAAUGUGAUUCUCAUAAUUCUGUUUCCUUUCAGACUUUGAAGAGGUAUCAGAGUUCCUGGAGGACAUUAUUGAGGCACUUUUGGCAGAUGAAGAAGUACACACCUUCAGUGAAGUUUUCCAGCCUGUGUUUGAUGUGCUUCUAGAAAGGGUUAAGGACUUAGAUCUGUGCCAAAUGCUGCUGUAUACUUAUCUUGACCUCCUACUCUACUGCACUCGACAGAAGGAUAUUGCUAAGGUAAGAAGUUGAACAAAAAGGGAACUGCAUGCUUCUUGUAUUUUUUGUUGUUUUUUUGUGGUGUUUAUACUGAAGGCAGGUAUGGAUCCUUUUUACAUAAUGUAUGUCUUUGUGAAGUUGCCUUGCUAAAAUACUAGUGUUGGUGUGUAUAAAGGCACUUAUAAAAGUUUAAAAUUUACAUAUAAAAAAAUUUUUUAGUUCAAUAAAAUUUCCUUAGUUGCUGACCACUACUUAGUGUAAAACCUUUAAACACUUACAAACGUACAAAAAUAGUGAAACUGUAGUGUAGCAUUUAAAAAAUUGGAAGAUUAAACAACCAGUGUGCAAAAUUUUGCUCUUAAAGUGUCUAGUUACCUGUAUCAAUCCUUACAAAAACUCUUUUAAGUGCUUGUGCAAAAUAUGCAGGUAAUAGUGUACCCUUAAAAAAAACAUUAAAACAUAUGAUAUACCAUUUUUAAAGUGCUUAGUGUACUUAUGUGGAAAAAAAAUGUUAUGUGCAAAUUUAUAAAGACAUUAUCUUUGUGACCAAAGGCUAUGGCACAUGAACUGAAUUGAUUAGCACUUUGGUCAUAAAGAUACGUUUGUAAUGUCUUUAUAUAUUUGCACAUAAGUUUUUUCCGCAUAAAUACACUAAGCACUUUAAAAUAUUUUAUAUCACAUAUAAUCCUGAAGGAAUGGGAUUAAUAUUAUUUUUUUUUUGUUGGUGACAAUUCCACUUACUGUAUAUAUUUUGUAAGUAUACCAAGUAUCUGUAUUCUAGAAUAAAGUAUUUUCCAUUCACAGGUAUUCGUAAAAUAUAUACAGCCUCAGGAUCCCACGAAUGGGCACCAAUAUCAGAAGACACUACUUGGGGUCAUUCUCAGUAUUUCCUGCUUGCUGCGCACCCCAGGGGUGGUAGAGAACCACGGCUACUUCCUUAAUCCAUCACGGUCCAGCCCUCAAGAAAUCAAAGUCCAGGAAUCUAACAUCCAUCAGGUAGGGCGAUCUUUGAAUAGACCAUUUUGGAUAGAGCUUAAAGGGACUCUCUAAACACUAAACCACUACAGCUUAAUGUAGUGAUUUUGUCAAAAGCAUACUUCUCAUAGGGAAGCUUUGUAUUGAAUGCUUCUCUGUGAGUAGCAUCUAAUUGGUCCUGUCAGUUCCAGAGUUUGCCCAAUAGGUUCUCGGUGCUUCUCUAUGAGGAGCAUUGGGCUGGACAGAGAUCAUCUGAAAAUAGGAAGAGCAGCUCUCUCAUGGAGACUGUUCAAAAGGUGAAUAAAAACUAAUUAUAUUAAAUGUGUGAGGGGCCAUUCUAUGAAAGGUGCUAUUGCCAUUUAAUGUCAUUUAAUUGGCUACAGUGUCUGGAGUUCCCUGAUGCUGUCCCUUUGUUUGGUGUUAACCCAUUUUUGGAAUAGUUAACACUGAAUUAGGGUCCCUGGUCCACACAGCCCUGCCCUCACUGGAGACAUGACUAAGACAGAGAUUAUACACUUCCUUCUAGCUAUACCAAUUCGUACCAGAACUGGCGGCUGUGAUAGGCUGACACUCUCAGGACUGCAGACACUAUAACCACUUCAAUGAGAUAAAAUGUUUAGUGUCCUUUUAAGGAACACUCUAUCAUUAAUGGAUCUCUCAAAGCACCAAGCUUGCUGUGGUGGUUAUGGUGCAAGGAUUGGCUUUACCUCUUAAUAUAAGGCGUAAAACCGUUUGAAAGCUGUUUGACAUCUUCAGUAGGGUUGGGUGCUGCUCCCCACCUCCGCUACCACUGAUGGAGAACCAGAAGCUCUCUGUCUAGGCUAAGCCCUGCGAGAGAAAUCAUCUAAUCCUCUCAGCCAAAGAGCUAGCACUUUACUGCAGAGUUUAGCUCAGGAACUCCUGCCUAUUUGUUUCUGGCUCUCCAUUGUCAGUAGUAGAGGUGAGGAGUGGAGCCUGGCAGAUCCCAAGUAAGACUUUUUUUUAUAUAUAUAUAUAUAUAUAUAUUCUUCUUCUUCAGAAAUGUUCCAAAAUAGUAACGUAAUUAAUUAUUAAGCCUCACAGCAGCAUCUCAAAAGCCAUCAAUAAAUAGGGAGGAAACUGCAGAUAUAUGAUCAUGAUAUAGUCAACAUGUUUUUGUUUUUAGAUAUUUUAGCAUUAGUCCUAACCACACCCAAUAGAUUUGUUGGGUGUUUUUGGUUUGUGUUUUUUUUUUUUUUUUGCCCUAUGGACUAUACUCCAAUGGGGAAUAAUAUGUAGAUCACACUAACAUUUAUUAGAAGCAGUGACCUCUUAUGAAAAUCCUGGCACUCAUACAACUGACAAAAAUUGUUUGGGAAAGUUCUACCAAGAUAUGCAACCAUUUCUUUCUUUCUAUUGCACUGAGAAUAAUGCAACUACAUUUUAUCUAUAUUUCUGUGUAUUAGACCAUGCCUUUCCACUCAGUGCUUACCAACGCACUGUCCUCUGUGUUUCUUAUAGUUCAUGGCACAGUUUCACGAGAAGAUUUACCAGCUCCUGAAAAAUCUUCUUCAACUAUCUCCUGACACUAAGCACCUGAUCUUGUCCUGGCUUGGAAACUGUCUACAUGCUAAUGCUGGCCGUGGCAAAAUCUGGGCCAACCAGGUUCCUGAAAUCUUUAUGCAAACUUACGCCUCAGACAGUUUCUUCCUCAAUUUGGGAGCAGCUCUACUCCGCCUCUGCCAGCCCUUUUGUAAACCAAAGUCUGCUCGUCUGCUGACUUUUAAUCCCACUUACUGUGCUCUACGAGAGAUCAAUGAAGAGGAACGCAAGACUCGGAAUGCACAUAUGAAAGGUAAGUAGACACAAUGUAAAGUCUGCAUAUUCUUUUAUUAUAACCACCACCACUAGAUUUGUAUCCAGUCUGUUGUUCUCCAUAUCCAUUUAUUACCCUUGUGUUCUAUUUAGAUUUGUGGACUUGUAUCUCUUUUCAAUACAGGCCUAGACAAGGAGACUUGCCUGAUUCCAGUUGCUUCAGACCAACAACCAGAGUUCCCUCAGACUUUCAACCUGGUGACGGAGAACCUGGUGUUGACCCAAUACACCCUGCACUUGGGCUUUCACCGGUAAACUCUUCCUUCCUACACUUCUGAACCCAUCGACUUAACCACAUGCGAUUAUACUGUGCACAAAUGCAUAGUAUUGCAGGUUGCUGGCUGUAAAAUAAAAUUAAAAGACUGUAUGAAAGCAGUAAGUUUUAAUAAACAUGUCAGAGACCUAUUUUUGUAUGGUAGCUCAUUUAAUCUAUAUUAUUGUGCUAGCGAGAGGUGUUUUAAUUAGUGCACAUUUGGCACACCACCUGGGAUGCCGAGAAAUGUUGGCACCGGAGAAACUAAAAGAUGCCCGAGUUUUUUUUUUUUUUUUUAAGGGAUUGUGAUACUGCCUGAUGCUUAAAUAUUGAGAUAGUAAUUAGCUGCCUAAUGGUUUUAAAUCUUGCCAAAAUCUUGAGUUUGGAGACAUGUGACGAAUAUAUCUCUCCCGUUACAUUUAUCAGUGGUAUGCUACCGUCAUCUUUUAAUUCUUUCACUUUUUUCCCCCCUCUUGCCUCCAGGUUACACGAGCAAAUGGUGAAGGUGAACCAAAGUCUGCAUAGGCUGCAAGGAGCCUGGAGAGAUGCCCAGCAGAGUGGUAGCCCUACUGCAGAGAACUUGCGAGAACAAUUUGAACGACUCAUGACCAUCUAUCUGUGUCUGAAGGCUGCUCUCAGUGAACCCCAAAUGUUGCAGAAUUGCAUACAUCUGCAGGUCUCAACUGCACUUCUCUUGGUCCAGAUUGCUUUGGGCAACAGGGGCACAGAACCAGUGACCCUCAUCUUUCCUGUUCCCGAUGUUCAGCAUAGUGCACUAGCAUAUGUACCAGGUAACAUACAACCCAUUUUUUCAGCAAUUGCAGUUUAGUUUCAAAAGUUAAAGGAACGCUCUAGGUUCACCUCAUUUUUAUCUUUUUAUCUGAAUGCCCUCAUUUCAGCAGCCCUGUCAGUCCAGAUAUGUGGUUCAUUAUUUGUAUAAUCAGCAAAAGAAGAUUCUCUCAUUAGCCUCAAACAUGUUUUUGUCAACCUAGUGAUUCCUGCUAGGUUUCAUGUCUAAAUUUAGAUGUUGGUUACUUCAAUUUAGGGUUUCUUGCAUAAAAGAGCAAAUGAGAGCCAAUCUGUCACUGUGCUUAGCUUUCCCAAUAAUUUUUCUGUUGUACCACUGAAAUACCGUAUAAUUCACGAAGAUCGAAGAUGUUUGUGUUGAACAUCGCUUGUUCCCAUUUACCAUUAUUCGCCCUAAAGCUGUAAAUUGUUUAAAGUUUAAGCAAAAAUAGCUGAACUUGAAACACAGCUGACUUGAAUAAUUUUACCAAUUUGCCUAUUGUGGCCUAAAAUUUGAAAUAUAAUUUGUGUUCUUGACAGUUCACACUUUAGUGAAUAAUAUUGUUUAAAUUCAAAGGGACAUGGAAAGCAUGGCUUUUGUUAUAAUUUUACCUUCUAUGUUUCUUACAGAGUUUUUUGCAGACAACUUGGGUGAUUUCUUCAUCUUCUUGCGGCGCUUUGCAGAUGAAGUUCUAGAAACUGCGGCAGAAUCUCUGGAACAGAUACUGGAUUUUAUCACCGUUUUCACUGGCUGCGUUGAGAGGUAAUGUGUUAGCAAUAAAAGGGAUUAAUGGAGAGAAUGUAUACCGUAUAUACUCGAGUAUAAGUCGACCCGAAUAUAAGCCGAGGCCCCUAAUUUUACCCCCCAAAAACUGGGUUUUUUCGAGUAUAAGCCUAGGGUGGGAAAUUUCUAAAUAAAAUUAGUUCCCAAUAAAAUUACAUUCAUUUAAUAUUUAUUUGCAAUGUGUGUAUAUGAUAAAUGCAGAGAGUGUUUGUGUAUAUAAUGAAUGCAGAAUGUGUGUGUUUGUGUGAAUGCAGUGUGUGUGUAUAUAAUGCAGAGUGUGUGCAUUAUAUACACUGCAUUAUAUACACACACACUCUGUAUAUGAUGCAGACUGUGUUUGUGUAGUGUGUGUGUGUGUGUGUGUGUAAACUGGGUGGGAGGAGGGCAUUCGUAUUAUUUUUAAUAUUUUUUUAUUUUAAUAUUUUUUUAUUUAUUUUAAUAUAAUUAUUUUAAUAUAUUUUUUUAAUAUUAUUUUAUUAUUUAAUUGUUUCAUUUUUUUUUGUCCCCCCCCCCCUCCCUGCUUGUUACCUGGCCAGGGAGGGGGGCUAUCUCAUUCCAUGGUGGUCCAGUGGCAUGGGCCGUGCAGGGAGGGGGGCUGGCAGCAAGCUGUUACUUACCUUUGUAGCAGCUCCGGUCUGCUCCCUUCACUUCCGCUCCGUUCAGCUCACUGUCUAAAUCUUGCAGUCUGCGUGCCGCGCGGAGCGUUGCCAUGCUCUGGAAACACUCUGAUGGCCGUGGGUCUCGCGAAAUUUAGCGGAAGUGAAUGGAGCAGACCGGAGCUGACAGUGAGCGGAAGGCAAUGGAGGUGAAGGGAACUGACCGGAGCUGCUACAAAGGUAAAUAACAGCUUGCUGCCAGCCCGCAACAGGAUCGCCGGGCUUGUAAUGAGUCCGGCGGUCCUGGUCUGUAUUAUGGCAAUGUAAGUUGCCAUAAUACACACACUGACUCGAGUUUAAGCCGAGUGGGGCUUUUUCAGCAAAAAAAAUGUGCCGAAAAAACUCGGCUUAUACUCGAGUAUAUACGGUAAUCACUUAAGAAUAGCUAUAUUAAAAUGUAUUGCGGGCAAGAAAUACAUCAUGGGCAAGAAAAAACAAUAUUGCACAUACUUAAUAUAGGGGUGCACGGAUAUGAACGCAUGGCACUAAUGUAGAAUAUAGUAGCAUAGAGUAUAUAAUGUAGCAGUAUAGUGUUGAGGAAUUGAGUGAAUGGCGAGAUCAUCUUCAGGUAGCUAUACAAUCAAUCUGCUACCUUAUAUAGUUUAGAUCAUGACUGCCCAAUCGGUAGAUCCCCAGAUGUGGUCGAACUACAACUCAUAUGAUGCUUUGUAUGCCUUUAGAAUGACAAAGCAUCAUGGAAGCUGUACUUCUACCACAUCUGGGGAUAUACCUAUUGGGCAGCCCUAGUUUAGAUGCUUUAUACUCCUUUUCCUUUGUGUCCUCACAGAAUGGAGUGUGCUGUGAGGGAUUAAGCAGAAUAAUAGUAAAUGUUUGAGUAUAAGACAAGACCGUAUAAAAUAUUUGGUAUACAACUCUAUACCAACUCUGGGUUUGAAAGCUUAAAUGGAGAGGGUACGCCCUACUGCCCUACUGCUCUACUGGAUAAAUCCAUAUCAACAUAACAUCAGGGUAAUACCAACACAAACAGAGGGAAUGUCAAAAUAAGGUUAUGGAGUCAAAGAUAUAUUGCUAACAUAUCAAAUGUAUGUAAUCAACAAGAAAGAGUGUUAAGCCCAAAGCAGAAUAUUUCUCUAUGUCUCAAUUCCAAUAAGUAGUGUCACAUAUGUGCUUGCAGAUGACACACAGCAACCUUGCCAAUGCUCUCAGUUGGGGUGUUGGCUGUAGCUCAACAAAAGGAAAAUAUAGCUUGUACCUAUAUAGCAUGUCUUACAGGACCCUUAAGGGACACUAUAGGCACCCAGACCACUUCAUCUCAUUGAAGUGGUCUGGGUGUUGUGUCCCUAUCCCCCUUAGUCCUUCAAUGUAAAACAUUGCAGGUUUAUAGGGACUGUAAUGUUUUCAUUGCAGUGCUAAGACUGUCUUUAAUGGCUGUCUACCAGAUGGCCACUAGAGGCACUUCCGAGAGUUCACCAGACAUUGGGUCCCUUAAAUGACGCUGGAUGUUCUCAUGCUCUGCAGCUUCAGAUUUAUAAUCUAUAGAAUCCCUUUAACAUCCUUAACUUCACAUGCUUUAGAAAUAGUUGACAGAAUAUAUCUGUGAGAUAAGGUGUCAGUCUAUAUAGACUAACACCUGAUCACAAAUCUAAAAGCUGUGAAAGCAAGAGUGCUGAGAGGUAGCUAUGGAUUCUAUAGAUGUUUUUAAGAAAGCUUAGAUGAUUUUGUGCAUAUAAUUGGAUUUGCUGAAAUGUUAAACCAUGUAUUUAUACAUUCUCUACCAUUAUUUUGUUGACCCAUUUGUGGUUUGCAGCUCAUUGAUUGCUUUUCUAUUUAACAUAUUAUUGCAACCAUAAUUAAUAUGUCUGGGAACACCUUGUGCAUCCUAGUGAGAAAUGUGAUCGCACUUUUAGAAACAAGAAUAUUUUUCCUUUUCUGUGGCACAAUAAACAGUCACUUGAAAUUGCAUUUAACCUAGAUUACUAUGUUAUUAUGUAACAGAGAAAGCUGUGGCCUUUGACAGUCUCGAGGAAUUUCAGGAUGUUACAUUCUGGUAAAGAGGAGAUAGCCACUUACUUAUACUUUGCCCACUCUGCAAAGAUUAUUCAAAUUCUAUAGCGUAUAAGCAAGCAUGAUUUACAUGUGGAUAGUUGACCAAGGGACAGAAAAGAAUGAUUUCCAUAACAUCUGUCAUCUCCUAAUUAUCAAAUCGCUUGAAAUUUCGUGGCAUGGAGAGUGCACCCAUUGCUUUUAACAGUGGAUAGAUUCUGCAUGAGUAAACCCUCAAAUUAGUCUGUUAGAAGCUGUUGCCAUUGGAUCCACUUCAGAAGGAACCCAUUUCAUUACAUUACUUGGACCCAGAUGCAGCCUGAAUCCAAAUAUCUCUGGAUUUAGGCUGCACUCGCUGCUGUCCUGACUUACUCUGCUGAGGAAAUAUGCACUCAAGUUGUUGGACCAUGGAACCCUAUAUCAGGACAUUCUACUUUGCCCAGUUUCUGAUGAGAGGUAGAUUUUUCUCUGCAUCCCUCUAUUCUUCUUGCUUGUUAAUAUAAGAUACUCCACUGUGGUUGUCCAUACACUUAGUUUACUAUUGACUAAUAGUAGACUGUUGACAUAAGGUAAGUUCUGAAAUAUUGUUUGGAACUUGGAAGGUGUGAUUUUCCCAAAGUCCUUUAGCAUAAAGGCAUCCCACGUGACUAUGACCAAGUCUUCCAACAGGAAACCCUUAAAGAGGCUCUUUGGAGAAAUCAGCCACUUUAGAUCCUUAUGCAGUUAUUUGAAUCAAUGGAUUUAAUUAUUUGACCUCGACCUUGCAGUUACAAACAAAAAUUAUGUCAGAAAAUUUAAUUUUGGGGGAGAGAAGAUGCUAUUGUGUCAGUUUGACCACAUUUAAUGGCAAAGUGCCAACAAGCUCAUGAAGGAUCUUCCUAAAAAGUACAGCCGAUCCACCUUGCUGCUUAGCUUAUCUAUUUCUUGUCUGAAAAGAAAGUCCAUACAUACUCUUGUGUCACAACCAUGCCCAUAAACACUUAAUUUACAAUGAUAAAAGUUGAUGACCCAACCAAGUGAUUCUGGUACUAUAGGGGUAUUGCAACAGCUGUGCUAUCUCUAUACAAUCAAUACACACAAAUCUCUUAGGUGAUCCCUAUCCUCAGGGGCAUUGUACUGGGACAACGUGGCUUAACUAAAGCUCAAUGAAAAUUGGCAGUAGAAGGCUUAAAGUAAGCUGAAAGGUCCCACAGGCAUGGACAUAAAAUAAUAACAGGUUUGUUUGCUGUUCUUACAGCCAAAAGGUCAGAGCUAUAUGCUGCCAUGAUGGCCCUAUGCAAUAGUGCAAAUUAUUCAGUGAAGGGGGCCCAAGUUACAUAUUAUGUCUCUUUGUAAUGCUCAUUUCACUUGCUUUAUCAUUGUAAAGUAUGCAGUCGUAGAGGCGAUAUACAUCUGGUUCAAGUAUCUUACAACAACCUAAACCUCAGCUUUAUUGUACACCGUAGCAUAUUCACAGUUCUGCACUGGUUUUUUCCAUUUUUAAUCCCUUGCAUUUUUAGGAAACUCCUUAUACCAAUGUUUUCUCAUCCUUGGUUGGUCUCUAAGUAAGCAGUAUAUUUUUGUUUUCAGGAUGAAAAAUCCCCACCUGCGUGCUAAACUAGCCGAAGUGCUGGAAGCUGUAAUGCCUCACCUGGAACAGGUUCAGAACCCACUUAUCUCUAGUGUCUUCCAUCGUCAGAAAAUCUUCUGCUCCUAUCGACAUGCACCACACUUAGCAGAGGCCCUUAUUAAAGUCUUUGUAGAUAUAGAAUUUACUGGUAAGUCCAGGAGUUUGGCUGCUCUCAAGGAAAGCCUUAUGGGCUGUUAGGUGUUUUCUUUUUUUUUUUUUUAUCUUUAUUUUUGUAGUGCAAGUUUAGAACAGCAAGCCCAUGUUGCCACAACAGCAGUCACAGGCAUAACAUCAACAUACAGUAUCUGACAUGGCAAGUGAGAGAACUGCACAGUUUUAUAAAUUGAAGCAGAAAAGGUCCGCACAUUCUUUGUUUUGUUAAAGUAACUGAAUAACAUAUAAGCUUGAUCUAGGUAUGCUUGAAUACAGUACUAACAUGGUAACGUUAGAAGUAAACAGGUGAUGGUCGCUAAAUCGAACAUAAACUUCGCCUAAUCUGGGCAAGUAAGGAGUUAGGGUGUAGUGUCUGUUAGGUGUUUUCAAAACAGAGUUGAAUUUGUGUUGUUGUCAAUACACCAUGUUAUUUGGCACCCAUGUGACUUAAUUUUGUGAGAAUGCACAGACCGUUAUUUAAUUUGUGUGAAUCUAUGGUUUGCUGAAAUGUUAAACCUUGUAUUCAUACGUUCUCUACCAUUAUUUUGUUGACCUAUUUGUGGUUUGCAGCUCAUUGAUUGCUUUUCUAUUUAACAUAUAAUUGCAACCAUUAUUGUUUCUGCAGGAGAUCCUCAUCAGUUUGAGCAGAAGUUUAACUAUCGUCGGCCAAUGUACCCCAUUUUGAGGUAUAUGUGGGGGAGGGAUACCUACCGUCAGAGCAUAAAGGUCAGUGACCUUAUAAAUCACCUUAUUCACAUAGAAUUUUAGAUUUGUAGUUUUUUGAUAUGACUGGUUCCCAGUUGUUAAAAAUUAUUUAAUGGAAUUCCAUUUGGAACCCCACAGAGCUUAGCGGAUUAUGCAUCAGAGAACCUUGAGGCUGUGAAUCCCCCUCUCUUCUUGCGCUUCCUCAAUCUGUUAAUGAAUGAUGCUGUGUUCUUACUGGAUGAGGCCAUCCAGGUAAGUAAUUAGCAUUUAAUCAAUAAACAGUGGACAAAGUGAUGCUUGAAAAAAAACUGUCUUGGAGCUUAAGUUGUAUUGCUAAAUGGAAUAUGAUAUUUUCUGGAUGUGCUUACACAAUAUCUGUAGCUGUGUCCUCUUUUCCAUCUAAUCCGUAGUCUCAGUUUCAGGUACCAGGAAAAUGUACAUAUAUUUAUGAAUGUCAUUUUCUGAAAUGAAAAUUAGAUAGUUGCUCUAUUUUUCUUGGAAUUUAAUUAUUUGCAAUUACAUUUUUGCAAACAUAUUCUUUGAUCCCCCUAAAGAAUGGAGGAAAGCAUAGACCGACUUUUAGUAGGUUUAUAUUACAAGGCUUGUAUAAUUUCUUCUGUCAAGCUGUCAAAUAUAUAUAAAAAUGCAAUAAUGUAUUGGAUUUUAUAUUCCACUGCAAAAUUUGUACAAAACAAGGAUAUUUUUCUCUGCAUUCUUUAUGGGUAUGCAAGUCUAACCUAUACCCGUAAAGAAAUUUAAAAUCUUUCCUUUGGUCAGUGGGGUUAAAUUAUUUUUUAGCAUGCAAAUGUACUGUUUUAGUAUGUAAAUGUACUGUUAAAAUACCAGUUAAAGUCUUUCCGUGAUAUUUGUUUUUUCUUUUUCUUUUGAUGAUUGUUCUUUGACUGCUGAUGGUCUUUCUGACGUUCAAUUAUCACUGUACAUUCUGUUUGAAAUCUCCUUUAUGAUUUCAGUAUCUGAGCAAGAUUAAAAUCCAACAGAUUGAAAGGGACCGGGGGGAUUGGGAUGGGCUGAGUGCAGAAAGCAGACGUGAAAAAGAGUCCAGUCUGCUUGUACUUGGGCAGCUGGCCAGGUUCCACAACAUCAUGUCAAAUGAGACCAUUGGGACCUUGGCCUUCCUUACAUCAGGUAAACGAGCAAAGUCUUGUGAUGUACCAAGAAAAACGCCGUCACAGCUAGCUGUAACACUGUGGUAAAAUCUUAAUUUAAGCAACAUAUCGUGUGAACUAACAAUUAAAGUGUAUCUGCUAUUUACAGAUGUCUGGUUGACCACAUCCCUUUCAGUUAGGGAAUAUAUUCUGCUAGCAUUGCAUAGCUAAUGUUCUGUAUUUACCUUAAAUCUUUAUAAGGUUUUGAAAAUCAAUUUGGGUACGAAUAUUUACAUUCUUCUGAAUCAUAAUUUUCUAGUGAGCUUGGCCUAAUUGUAGCAUUUACAUUGUAAGCACCUCGACAUAGAGUUGAAAACUAACAUUUCUUCAGCAUUUUGACUACCCAUUAGAAGCUGUAAUGACACUGGCAGUUAUAAAGAGUAGUCAUUACAUGAUUUGUCUAAAUCCAAAAAGUCAUGAACAGGUUAAAAGGAUAAUAAAGGCAAAAAAGGUGUUUUUCAUAGUCUCCUUCCUUCAGGCAACAUCAGUGCUUUGAGUAUUCCUAUCACUCAAAGAGCUCACAUUAGUAAUAAGUCAUUUGUGGUUACUUCUUACCCAACAGAUAUACGUUCACUGUUUGUCCAUCCAUUCCUGGCUGAACGCAUCAUCUCCAUGCUCAAUUACUUCCUGCAGCAUCUGGUAGGGCCUAAGAUGGGAGCCUUGAAAGUAAAAGAUUUCAGCGAGUUCGACUUCAAACCUCAGCAACUGGUGUCAGAUAUUUGCACCAUCUACCUGAACCUGGGGUAAAUGAGAAAAAUUAAGAGAGAUCUAAAUGAACAAUGUAUUAGAGCAUAUUGUAUGCAGGUUAGGUGUUCAGUUUACAAGUGACACCAGAGGUAUGAGGAAUAAUGUGGUGUGCAGACGUGUACUUUUUUGUUUUACAUUCCUAGGGAUGGGGAGAAUUUCUCUGCCUCGGUACCCAAGGAUGGACGUUCAUACUCGCCCAUGCUCUUCGCUCAGACUGUUCGGGUUUUGAAGAAGAUUAAUAAACCAGGGAAUAUGAUUGUGGCAUUCACUAAUCUGGCUGAGAAAAUCAAGGUGAGACACUACUACGACAUGUUAUGAUGCUUGUGUCGAGACCACUAGCCUGUAGGGACUUUUCUAGAAAUAGUUUGCCUGUCUUAAUGCUGUACACUUCAGCUCUCAUGAGACACACAAACACCAAAGUAUUUUUUUGGUUUGAGUGCGUGGCUAAUCAUGGCUUGGCUUUAUUACUGAAUAUUUUUCCCAUAAUUCCAUGGGCACACAGCACAUCAUAAUGGUUCAGCCGAGAUAACUAGGUUUAUAUUUUCCUUCACUGCUCACCAGUUUAAAUAUACUGAAAAGCAUCAGUUCCCAUUUAAGGGGUGGAUAUUUCCUGUACAUUAUCAGUAAUUAUUUUUGUCUUCUUUCAGUCCUUAGCUGACCAGCAGCAGCGAGAUGAGGAGACGUAUGCUGAUGCACCUGAUGAAUUCCUAGACCCGAUUAUGAGUACCGUUAUGUCAGAUCCAGUAAUUCUACCCUCCUCACGUGUCACAGUGGACAGAUCAACUAUUGCACGGCACCUACUCAGGUAAUCCAGAAAAAUAAAAAAUCAUUACCUUAUGUACUUAUUCUAACACGUUAUUGAGUGAUUUGCUAAACAAGGGACUACUUUAAUUGGAAAGUACAUUCUUCGAAUAUAAUCAGGCCAAUUAUAUGCUGGGGAUGAAUGCUUGUGUACUUUUGGUAGAGAAUGUCGCAGUUUAAGAACAGUCAAUAAGUAUUUUCUAUGUGCUUCACACUCAAAGGUUCCGUUCUGUGAGCUUGCAUGGGUUACCACGUCAUUGCUGAGCUAUUUUUUGCUCUCAGAUGUUUACACUUCACAGGAACAGCACUUACAUUCAACUGGGGAAGCUUACGCAAGUAAGAAAUUUGAUAAACAGACUUAUUGGAAAUGCAGAUCAUAUGGUGAUGGUAAGACAGUGAGCUCUGCAGCACAGGCCCACAAGUGUUUCUUGUUGCUUUGUUAGGUGGUGUGUGUUGCUUGGUGGUAUGGACAAGGAAUGGAGCUUGUUUGAAAUCUUAGUUCUCUGUUAACUGAGGAAAGAGGAAAGUUAUAAUGAAAAUGAGAAAAAGAAAACUAAGCUUUGCUACCUCUUCUUUGUAUUAGAGAUUAGCCACAGAUUAUCCCAUGUGCCCAUCUGUAAAGCAAAUUAUCUGAUAUUAAUCUGCCUAUUUUGUGUCUAACAGGGUUAAUGAGCGAUACAUGUUGAUAUGCAAAAGAUCUCUGAGCUUAAGGUCUGCGUCCCCAGGGAACCCCUAAGAAUAUGUAAAGUCAAAAACAAACAAGAACACUAAAAAUAGGCAAAACCACAAUAGUUAGCCUUCCAGUUAGUCUCAGACACAUUUCCCUGCACAGACUGAAAUUAGAUCAUUUGAAACUUUUGCAAGCUUUUUUUUUAAUUUCCCAGUGAAAAAAGUGUUUUCAUUUAUUUAUCUACUGAAUAGUAAAAUACUUUCCCCCUCUAAUUUGUGGAAAGGAGACUUCUUUUAAAGAUGACCUAGAGAAACAUAAUGCAUCAGAGCUAACAUUCAAGUAUCAUAGUUAAGGGUCUAAAUACUUAUGUCAAUGUCAUAUUUCAGUUUUGUUUUUAUUUUUAAUAAAUUUGUCUGUUAUUGGAUAUUGAGUGUAGAUUGAUGUGAAAAGAAAAAAUAAUUUAAACAAUUGUAACACAAGGCUGUAACAAAAAAAAUCAUGGGGUCUGAAAGCACUGUAUAUUGUACAUUGUAUUUUACCCACCGAAAUAGGUGUUCCUGGAAGCUACAUAUUUUCACUAUAUGCAGUCAUGUUUUUUUGUGUUUUUUUGUUAAUUAUUAUCUUUAAUUUCAUAUUUGUUCUUCCAUCAGCGACCAGAGUGAUCCUUUCAACCGCAGUCCUCUUACCAUGGAUCAGAUCAAACCAAACCUUGAAUUAAAGGAGAAGAUCCUACAGUGGCUGUCUGAGCGCAAGAAACAAACAGAGACUGUGGAACAUGAAUCCUUGUAGUAUUGAUUAUAGACUAGAUACAGACUUGCUUUUUCUACAUGCCGAACUCUUCAGCACCCAUCACAUGCAAGUCACUUCUUUGCCCUUCAGGAUUUUGAUAAGAAAGGAAUUAAUCCAUGCAAGUGCCGUGAAGAAUGGUUAAAAUUGUAGAACAAUAGGUACAGAAAAUUAAGGCGAACCAUGUUAAAGAAGAAAUUGAAAAUCCUUUGCCGCAUAACUUGUUUUAAAAUCUUUUCCUUAACCUCUUUGAUGCCACAUGAAUGUGACGUCAAACUGGGUUGAUCUGACUUGCUAGCGAUUUGGGAUUGGUUCAUUAAAAUGGAUAAUACCUCCCAGAUUUUCACUUGUAUCUAAGUAAGAACACAGUGUUGUUUCUAAAUUGGAGUAAGCUGCUCCAGGUUAUUUUGUUGUUAACGUGGAUACAUUAUACCUAAAUAUUUACAGCCAAUUGCAAAGCUGAAGCUGAGCCUUAGAAUUAUAUAAAUAUAUAUAUAUAUAUAUACAUAGAGAGAGAGAGAGAGAGAGAGAAAUCUGAGAACGUAAAAAUAGGAACACAGAACCCUUCUCCAAGAUGCUACCUUUCCUCUGUGGAUUGUGGCUGUAAAACUGUGAUUUUAAUAGAACCCAAAAGAUAAAUACAAAUACCUAGGCUUCCAGUGAUUUGAAAGUCGUAUCACUAUUGCCAGCUAAAAUAUAGCUACAGCGAUACUUUGCAUCAUUGUGCAGUAUUGCAUGUUCAAUUAUUUCUCUAUAUUGUGCCUAAUUACAGAGCUUUGUGUUUCUUGUAUUGAUUUGUAGAUAAUUAACAUUUCAUUACCCAUGUGUUACAGUGCUUUCAUCACAUAGUGCUGUAUAUUCAUCGUAUCUAUGUGUAGAUACAGAAUCAUCAUAGAAUAGAUGGAUGUCGAACAGUUUCCAGUUAUGGUGCCAUGAAUAAUGCAGGACAUAAAAGGUUAACUAUUCUAAGUUCAUAUACAGGGAUGGCUUCAGAUAAGAAAUAUUUGAUUUCCCUUGUAAAUUGGAAUCAAUCCUUUUGUGAUAAAAGGAUUCAUACAUGUUCAUCUCAACAGAAUCUAAUUUGAACAAGAAACUGUAGAACUGCUGUCUAUGAGGAAGGGUAUUUACUUGAUAUUCUAUUCAAAGAACAUGCUGCCUGGACUGCUCCCUGCACUUUAUUCACUCAAGUUGGCUAAGGAGAGUAAAUCUGAGAACGUUAAAGGAUAUGCCCAGUCUGGCUUGCAAAGACCAUCUGUGUUUUCCCUAAUAGUAAUUACAAAGAUAAUAUCUGUAAAAUUAUGCGGGAUAGGUUUUAUAUGACACUUUUUGUUGGAUAAACCCAGUAUCUUGGUUGUAUGUCCACUAAUGGGGAAAUACAGUACAUAUAAAGUUGUUAUGGUGACUCUUCAGCAACUGUACUUCUCUGAGCCUGAGAAUAUUAAAAAAGAAAAAACUCACUAUGAAUACUUUUUAAAUAGCUGCAUGUAAACUACUGAAACUUGUAAGUGAUUAACCCUUG
Pelobates cultripes (western spadefoot toad) is the source of this 26519-nucleotide messenger RNA. NCBI's taxonomy places the organism in Eukaryota, Metazoa, Chordata, Amphibia, Anura, Pelobatidae. The record is from the annotation of a GenBank genome assembly.